AAUUAUAAUUCAUCAGUUAAUUCACGGAUUUCAUCUAAGCAGAACAAGUGUCUUAUUGCAAAAAUGAAAUUCCUAGUGAUUUCUUUCUUAGUGAUGGGAGCUAUGGCUGAACUUCCUCGCUUCCGACCAGCGAGGUUUAGGUUUCAACGUCAGGAACUAGCCCCAACUACUACAGAAUCUCCAGUUGAAUCCACUACGGACGGCGCCUCUGGUCCUUACCCUCCGUCGGGCUGGAGACCAUCUGGAGCUCAGUUCACCUUGCCACAGGAAACUACCGCUGCGCCCUCGGAUACUUAUGGACCUCCCACCGAGAAUGGUCCCUACCCACCCUCAGGAUGGAAGCCGGACGGUCAAGCGUUUACACUGCCACAGGAAAUGUCUCCGCCGGAGACAAGCUACGGAGCACCAGAGAGCGCAUACGGGGUUCCUGACAAUAGCUAUGGACCACCAUCUACGGACGCCACUACAACCGACAAUCCAGAAGCUGAAAAGCUGGACGGUCCAGUUGAGGUUCAGAAAAGCGUCGGCACAUACUACGUACUGCUACCGAACGGACAGUUGCAGAGAGUCGAGUUUGUCACCGAAAAUGAUAUUCAAAAUAUGAAAUACACAGCGAGGCUCCAGCUCCGGGAGCGAGCGCCUUUGUAUGUUUUUGGACCGUAAAUAUUUUGUCACGUCGGUGUUCGCUGUAUACAACAUGUCUGCUAAAAAAAAAACCUUACUAAUUAUUUAAUUGAAGAAUUCAAUAAAUAUCCGAUGAAUACAA
Molecule: messenger RNA, 766 nt
Organism: Danaus plexippus (monarch butterfly)
Lineage: Eukaryota; Metazoa; Arthropoda; Insecta; Lepidoptera; Nymphalidae
Exons: 1
Coding region: 64-663 (199 amino acids)
Source: RefSeq, a predicted model, not a curated record